This is a messenger RNA of Dendrobium catenatum, 1461 nucleotides long. RefSeq lists its product as uncharacterized. The transcript has a single exon. The record is from RefSeq and is a predicted model, not a curated record. NCBI's taxonomy places the organism in Eukaryota, Viridiplantae, Streptophyta, Magnoliopsida, Asparagales, Orchidaceae. The coding region runs from base 125 to 1015 and encodes 296 amino acids.
ACCCUCUCCACCUUCUUUUUUAAUUUCUCAUCGUCCCACCACAACCGUUCUCCUCCCACCAGAGGCUAUUACUGCUAGUGCUAGACUUUGUUUUGCCGUUUGCAAUCUUCUUUCUUUUCUUCGUAUGGAGGUCAUGGAGAGGAGGGCCAACGACGACGCAGCAUGGAAGAUGGGUAGGAUUAUGUUGAGGUACCGACCGAUCGCACCGAAGCCGACGGCAGCUGGCGCAGCGCCAGGUUUAACCGUAGAGCCCAUCCAGGCCGUCGGUAAGGCAAAGAAGCGGGAGGUAGCGAGGCGAAAAGGUGGUUCAUCGGGAGGAAAACGCGGGAGGAAGUCGAGAAAAGCUGAGGAUGUGGCCACUCGGGAUCCACCCUGCACAGUCAGCACGGCGCCGGUUGUAACGCUUCCGCUGAUGCCGGUCACGCCGGAGAGACAAGAGACGUGGUUGAUGACGAGGGCAUCUCCAUAUCUCUGGCCGGUACAUCCAGUAGCAGGAGUGGUGGUUUCCCAGAAACCGGUCAGAGCGGCAGCUGUGUCGGUGACUAUUGAGAGCGUCACCGAGGUUUGGAGUGUGGGUUUUCGUGGAAAUACUAGCCAUGAUGACGACCUUAGGCGGUGGCUCGAGGCCGACGACUGUCCAGCUUUCGUUUCUAAGGCUGCAGAUCGGGUGACGUGGACCAACGCCGCCUACCGUAGGAUGGUACUCAGCGGAUACGUUAGCGCUGAGUCUCCUUCGUCUUCUUCGUCAUCUUAUAGCUCAACAUCGUGGUCUGACGCAGCGUCACUGCCGGAGGCUUCUGGUGACGAGGAGGUGACAGUUGUGCUGGUGACACGGGGUCUGGUACCGGGCGGCGAGUGCCGGGCGUUUACAUGCAUGACAAGCGUGCGGUACGGGUGCGGGAGGCGGGCUAAGGUUUCGCUAGCUGUGCCUUGUGACGUGUGGCGGCUGGAAGAUGGCAGUUUGGCCUGGCGGCUUGACGUGAAGGCAGCUCUGAGUCUCAGCAUCGGGAACUAAAGUCUUCCGAUGCCGGCAGCCGGUCAGGGGUGUUUUUUGUAGAUAAUCUGUCAUGCAGCAUGAAGUGUUUUCUUGUAAACUCAAAAUAAAUGAUAAUUAAUAUUAGAAUAGUAAGUGGUUGAUUAGAGAACUAUCGAGGCGGCUGAGAAGGUUCUGGGUUGCUGAAACGGGCGGUGAACUGUGGUGAGGUGGACACGUUGCGGCCUACGUUGUGUUGUCCGUGGACUGGAGUAGUGGGGUUAGAUUUUGGUGGGUGACAGCUGUAUAGCUGGUCGGGUGUACGUGGUGGGUUGAGGACCUGAGAGGGUAAACGAGGCGUAGCGAAGGUGAAGUCCUCGUGUGUAUCGUACUCGAGCAAAAGUGUUGAUAAGAUGUUUGCCCUCAAGCGAGGCGUUCUCUCAAUUUCUCGUAUAAACUUUAAAAAAAUGAGUUUUUUUUUUUUUGAA